Molecule: messenger RNA, 9861 nt
Organism: Leptopilina heterotoma
Lineage: Eukaryota; Metazoa; Arthropoda; Insecta; Hymenoptera; Figitidae
Gene: dom
Product: helicase domino
Exons: 19
Coding region: 388-9156 (2922 amino acids)
Cellular component (GO): Swr1 complex
Molecular function (GO): ATP binding; histone binding; ATP-dependent chromatin remodeler activity
Source: RefSeq, a predicted model, not a curated record
UCUUGCAACGUCAACACGACAAAGUUAUCAACUCUCUAAUAAAGUUAAAAGCAUUUUUAAAAUAGUUAAUCCACAAAACUUUUUAUAGUGAAAAAAAUUCGGUGUUUAUACAAUUAUUAAAAAAAUAGUCACAAAUAUUUUUCUCUAGUCAUGAUUAAUAAUACAAGAAUAAUUUCUUUUCUCUUUAAAAUAUCUUGGAAAAAUGCUUUUGAUAAAUAUUUACAAGGUAGAAAACUUCGGGAGAUCGUUCGCUAAAAGUUUUCUACACUCGGUCAAUGUCCUUUCUCAGUAGAUUAUUUUAAUUCAAUGAGUCUCUUGGGAAACGCAGACGUCCUCAUCGAUAUUUAUCAACUGGUUUUUUUUUGGAGUAAAUAAGAAUCAUGUGUAAUGAGUGAUAAACAACCUGGUACUACUUUGCCACCCCUCAGCGGGGGUGGAACAAAUAAUGGAGGGAACAAUGGAGGAUCCCAACAAACAGUUAAUAUACAUCAAGUUCUUACGACUGCUCAAGGCCUUAAUGUUCUUACUACAGGUGGAGGACAGCAAUUUGUCCUUGCCUCUCAAGUUCCAGGCCUCACACAGGUCUUACCGAGUGGCGCGACAACAACUGCAAAUCUGCAACAAUUGGGCGUCACGCGAAUUGUCAAUAUCGGCAGUACGUCCCCACGUGUCGUUGGACUCGCGAGUGCGAGCGGCUCGCCUCUAUCAUCACCCUCCCGUCAAACAUCAACAAAAGUUGUAUUAACAACAUCGCCAAAACUUGUUCGCACAUCACAUGGCAGUAUGUUCGUUGCACCAACAACACAAAUGACGGGCCAAUCGUCGCCGGCUAGGAAAAAAUUGAAAUUAUCCGAUACAACGGAGAAAACGACUGCAAUCGAUGACACGACAAGUUAUCGACGACGUAUAAUGGAGCACAAAAUGAAACGAAUGCGUUCAGUGAGGGAUAAAUAUACGGAUAAUGCAGCUGAAUUAUUCUUUUUACACGCUGGCGGCAAUGUCAUGGAUUUUCACACAUGGAGAAAACGACCGGUUACACCGCAAUAUUUACAUUUUCUUCGACAACAUAAAUUAGAUCCCGAUGAUGACGAUGAGGAUCUUACUGUUCCAUUGGCGGAUGUCUCGCAAACAUUAAACGUCACACAGCCAGUGAGUCAGGAAGUUAAGGUACCCGGUAUUGGAGUCACUCCCGUUGCUGUUUCAACGACUCUACCGACUGCCGUUGCUCAACUUAGUCAACAAGGCGGAACUCCCUUAGUUUUAGAUCUGCCACAAACAGUAACUACAACAAAUUCUCCUAGUCCAGCAUCAUCGGAUAAAUCUUCGACGACAAAUUCGAUGAAUCGUUCAUCACCUGCCACACUUCCCGGCAAUCAACCUGUCGUUAAACUCGUCAAACUUCCCACAUCUUCUGUAACAGCCUCAUGUGAUACCUCAAGUAAUCAAGAACAAAUUGUGGAAAAAGCCAAACAGGAGGCGUACGUAAUGCAGAGGAUUGCCGAAUUACAAAGGGAGGGCUUGUGGUCCGAGCGGCGAUUACCAAAAGUCCAAGAACCCGCGAGAUCGAAAGCCCAUUGGGAUUAUUUGUUGGAGGAAAUGGUUUGGCUUGCCGCUGAUUUUGCCCAAGAACGAAAAUGGAAGAAAGCUGCUGCCAAAAAAUGCGCGCGAAUGAUUCAAAAGCAUUUCCAAGAGAAGGCAACCCAAGCGCAAAAAGCGGAGAAACUCGAGGAGCUCAGAUUGAAGAAAAUUGCGAGUUUCGUUGCAAAAGAGAUAAAGACUUUCUGGUCAAAUGUAGAAAAGUUGGUAGAAUAUAAGCAACAAACGAGACUGGAAGAGAAGAGGAAAAAAGCUCUGGAUCAGCAUCUCAAUUUUAUUGUCGAUCAGACUGAAAAAUACUCAACUUGGUUGACCGAGGGCCUCAAUAAGACCGAAGGGAGUCAAAGUAUGCCAGUAUCAAUAAAUAGUUCUCGAAUUUCAUCGCCUAUACCCUCAGGAAAACAACAUUCAGAUGACGAAUUCGAACCAAACCAAAGUUCCGAUGACGAUGAGGAGACAAUAGCAAAAGCGGAGGAGGAAAUAAAAUCGAAUCAUAAAGAAGAAGUAGAACUUUUAAAGAAGGAAUCAAUUAUUCCAUUGGAAGAUUUAUUGAAAGAAUUGCCACCGAAUUAUCUCGAUGAGAGGGACAGAAGUUUAACGCCUGAAUUAAAGGAGAAUUUCGAGGAGGAAAAUGAAAAGAGCGCUGAUGGCGAUACUGAAUUUACUGUUGCUUCUGAUGAAUCCACUGAUGAUGAGGAGGACACAAUUAUGGAGCAGGAGAAGCUCGAGAAGAAUGUCGAUCAUAAACAGGAACUGGACGAUCUUAAGGCUGAAAAUGAAAUGUCUAUUGAUGAAUUGAUGUCAAAAUAUGGAGCUGGACAAGACAUUCCAAUGGAUGUUGAUAAGGUUUCUGAUCGAGAAUCUGAAGCAGGCAGCGAGAAAGAAGAUGACGAGGACGAGAAGAGUGAUCAAUCGGAAAGUGACGAGAGUGACUAUGAUGAUAAAGAUCACGAUUCUCAAACUCAAAGCGAGGAUGAGACGGGAGUUGGUCUUAAAUCGCUUCUCGAGGAUUUGUCCGGCGAGCAAUCACUCAAUAAUACCACUCAAGAAGCGGAAAGCAAUGAAAUGGAUGACGUUGCCGCCUUGGCUGAAAGUAUACAACCAAAAGGAAAUACUUUACAAACGACAAGCGUCGUAACAAAAGUUCCAUUCCUUCUAAAGCACUCGUUACGAGAAUAUCAACACAUUGGAUUAGAUUGGCUGGUGACAAUGUACGAGAGAAAAUUAAAUGGAAUUCUAGCCGAUGAAAUGGGUUUGGGAAAAACAAUUCAAACAAUUGCACUAUUGGCGCAUCUUGCAUGCGAAAAGGGCAAUUGGGGCCCGCACUUAAUCAUUGUUCCUACGUCUGUUAUGUUAAAUUGGGAAAUGGAGUGUAAAAAAUGGUGUCCAGGUUUUAAAAUAUUAACAUAUUACGGUACGCAAAAGGAUCGUAAACAAAAGAGAACUGGUUGGACAAAGCCAAAUGCAUUUCAUAUUUGUAUCACUUCAUACAAACUUGUCAUUCAGGAUCAUCAGAGUUUUCGACGGAAAAAAUGGAAGUAUUUAAUUUUAGACGAGGCGCAAAAUAUCAAGAAUUUCAAAUCACAACGAUGGCAAUUGCUUCUCAAUUUUCAAACUCAAAGGCGACUGUUGCUAACGGGAACACCACUUCAAAAUAAUUUAAUGGAACUUUGGUCGUUGAUGCACUUCCUCAUGCCAAAUGUUUUUCAGUCACAUAGAGAAUUUAAGGAAUGGUUUAGUAAUCCAGUGACGGGAAUGAUUGAGGGAAAUAGUGAAUACAACGAGAAUAUUAUCCGACGACUACACAAGGUCCUACGACCCUUUUUACUCAGGAGGUUAAAGACUGAGGUAGAGAAACAACUGCCAAAGAAGUAUGAACACGUUGUUAUGUGUCGCUUAUCGAAAAGACAGAGAUAUCUUUAUGAUGAUUUCAUGUCCCGAGCAAAAACGAGAGAAACUCUGGCGAGUGGAAAUUUGUUGAGUGUCAUAAAUGUAUUGAUGCAGUUACGUAAAGUUUGCAAUCAUCCAAAUCUUUUCGAAGUUCGUCCAACAAUUUCGCCAUUUCAAAUGGAGGGUAUUGAAUUCGUCACCUCUUCACUUAUUGCCAAUGCACUCGAAUACGAUCCAUUUGAGCAUAUCGAUUUGUCGUGUGUAAAUUUACUUCUGGUGAAGGUGGAAAUUAUGUUAACGGCAUUUGUCGCUCACAGAGCGAGGCGUUUAAAAACACCGCGUAAAUUAAUUGAAGAAAUUGACAGUACACCGGAACCACCGCCUCGUUGUCCAUCGGGAAAAAUUAAAAUCAACGUUCGAUUGUCGAAUCAAGCAAAAGCUACGAAUGUCGUUCAACAGCCAAAGGCCAAAAGUAUAACUAGCGCCGUUUUAUCGCCAAGAGUCGGAACAUCUCCCUUAGUUAAGAGCGCGAGCAAUCAAACACCCACUGGACAAGGCGUGACAUUGAGAGUUGCGGGUGGUCAGCAAUUGCAAGGUUACUCGGUUCAAUUGGUUCCACAUCAAGGAAGUGUGAAAGCAAUUCCACUGCCGCACAAUUUGCAAGCGACAACUGCUGGCUCAACGACAACCUCCUCGUCAACACCAUCUUCAUCAACAAUAGCAACUGUUGGAGCGACCUCGCAAAAAAUAACAGUGGCAAACACCAACAUUCGUGAGGGUUUACAAAGACUGACAACGCAAACGGUAACAGUGAAGCAGGGCGAUUCAGUGCAAAGGAUAGCGGUGCCAUCGGGUUUCGCUCACUUGGUACAAACAGCAACCGGUCGACACAUUCUUCUCACGUCAAAUCAGCAGAACGCCAACACAGUCGUAACACCGAGCGGACAACGUUUAACAGUACUUUCAAAAUCACUCGUCGGUCUCUCAACGACAACGGGCGUCAACAAAGUAUUCAGCGGCGUUGUCACGACAACCUCCGGUGGACGGCCAAUUGUUCGCGUACCACAAUUAAACAUGAACACAUCGCAGGCCCACAUUUCGGGACAAAUACGUCCGAGUAUCGUCACAAGACCAGUAGUGGCAACAACAGUAGCAGCAGCAGCAGCAGCAGCAGCAACAACAGCUGCUGCGGCAGUUGUCAAAGAAACUAAAGUGACGAUAAACAAAGAGGAGCCAAAAUCGGAAUUCCACAUGCCACACGUCGAGGACGAACGACGCCGCAGACGUCAAGGUAAAUUGCGUUUACUCGCCGACGUGAAUGAGACCCGAUGCGCCGCGUGUCCACUCUACGGCGAGGAUCUUUUCAUGGCACUAAGAUUGGGUAAACCGUCCAAUACCUGCCAGUGGCACGGCGGUUGGAUGCAUUGUAAAACGGCGAAGGAAAAUCAACCACGCACGCGAAGGCAAUUUUUCUCACGAACCGAAGCACUGGCCGAGGCGAUAAAAUCAACGGAACAAAUUGUCGAAGAGCUGAAGGGAAUUUUCGAAAGAUUCGUCACUUACGUGCCGGCUGUUCAAGCGCCAAUGCCACGUUUUCAUUGUUCGCAUCCACCGCCACAUAAAUUAUGGGCUGAGGAGCGAUUGAAAUUUGAAUUGAAACGUCAUUUAUCGCCGAAACUCGCGCUACUUCAUCCAGUGGCGAGGUCAAUGUUGACACAAUUCCCAGAGCCACGUCUCAUUCAAUAUGACUGCGGGAAAUUGCAAUCGCUCGAUCAAUUGUUGAGGCGAUUGAAGUCGGGUGCGCAUAGGGUUUUAAUAUUCACGCAAAUGACAAGAAUGCUGGAUGUUCUCGAGGCUUUUCUCAAUUUUCAUGGGCAUAUUUACUUACGAUUGGACGGCGCGACGAAAGUUGAUCAACGACAAGUGUUGAUGGAACGUUUCAAUGCUGAUAAGAGGAUAUUUUGUUUUAUUCUUUCGACAAGAUCGGGAGGUGUUGGUGUCAAUUUGACAGGAGCCGAUACUGUUAUUUUCUAUGACAGCGAUUGGAAUCCGACAAUGGACGCUCAAGCUCAGGACAGAUGUCAUCGAAUUGGACAAACUAGAGACGUUCAUAUUUAUAGACUAGUUAGUGAUAAAACAGUAGAGGAAAAUAUUCUGAAGAAAGCGAAUCAAAAACGAUUGCUCGGCGAUCUUGCGAUUGAGGGUGGAAACUUUACAACUGCGUACUUUAAGAGCUCGACAAUUCAGGAUAUUUUCAAUGUCGAUCAAACGGAGGGCGACGCGUCAACUCGAAUGGCCGAAGUUCUUGAUCAAACGCGAGAACGCGAGAGAAUGCUUCAAAGGGACAGUUCCUCAUUGUUGCAAAACUCAGCUGGCGAAGAGAAGGCGGCGAUCGGAGCUUUGGAAUCUGCUUUGGCCGCCGCCGAGGAAGAUCUCGAUGUUCAAGCGGCGAAGACGGCGAAGGCCGAGGCAGUUGCCGACUUGGCCGAGUUCGACGAGAAUAUCCCGCUCGACGAACCCGACAAAGAUGAAACGCAAAUCAGUAAAGCCGAAAUCGAAGUUCAAAACUUAGUUUCACAGUUAACGCCGGUCGAACGAUACGCGAUGAAUUUCAUUGAGGAGUCAGAGGGAAGUUUCUCAGCGGCACAAUUAGCAGCAGCCGAACGUGAACUUGAGCAGCAGAAAAAAGAAUGGGAAUUGGAUCGACUGCGCGCAUUACGUGACGAGGAGGAAAGACAAAUGCGAUUGGCCGAUGACGAUGAAGAAAAACCCCUAACAUUUGGUCGCGAGGACGCGGAAAAUCAGGUUAAUAGUAAUAAUAAUUCUAAGAAAAAUUAUAGUAAGCGUAUUCCGCCGGGUAGAAAAAGUUCGCGUAGAAAUAAUCGUAGAGUUCAAGCCGAUAGAUCGUCAAGUGAAACAGACACGUCAACCGAAACGGAAACUGAAUCACAGAACGAAGACAAUGAUGAAAAUGAAGAAGAAGAACAAGAGGAAGAAGAAGAGGAAGACGAGGAGGAGCUUGUCAAUAGUCAAGACGACGAAUUCAGUCAAGCGAGUCAAAGUCAAGACGAGGACGAAUCAACAAACGACGAUAGACCCGAAAAUGGAAAGCGAAAAUCAAUUUCCAACAAAUUGUCGCAAAAGAAUAAACUCGAUUUAAACAGUCCCCGAACAAGAUCAAGGGGAAAUGUGAAAAUAAAUCUCUGGACACUGGACGUGAGUCCAAUUCUUCCUAGUACUGCGAAAAAACCCCGUGGUUUCUACUCGAGAAAGCGAAACGAAAAUUCAAAAACCGACGAGAGUUUAAAUUCAUCAUCACCAUUGGCGAAUUCAAUCGAUUCAAAUAAGAAAUUUCAAGAUUCGGAUAUUCUACUUACUCCAACUUUGAGUCUGGAGAAAUUGGAAAAUACGAAAAUGAAUUUUCUCACUAAGGAGAAGAAUACUUCGAAAAAAUUGAAUGGCUGUCUCGAUGACAAUGAGGAGGAUAAUAAUGUUAAUUCUAAUUCUAAUCUGAAUGUUAAUUCUAAUCUUGAUUCCAGUGUUAAUGCUAAUAAUCUUAAUGCCGACGUUGAUGAUGAACGAGUGCAAAAUUCCGAUGAGAAAGUAAACAAAAAUUCAGACGAUUCGCCCGCACAUGUGACGCGAGCUUCGCAUAAAUCAAAUUUCGCCAAAACAACGAAUGACGAGGACACGGAGAAUUGUGACGUUAACAAUUCCGUUUCAUCGCAAAAUCGAAAAUCUUCUCUAUUCCCGAAAAGAGUUCAACGAACGUCGGGUGAAAAUUCAAAAGAAUUACUCUCCAAAACCCCCGAGAAUUUUUCAAUAAAAAUGAAGCAAAAAUUACAGGACGGUUUGAAGAAUUCAAAUAAAAAUCUUGUGCCCCACGUUUUGUUGUCAGCCUGCGCGACUUUGAAAUUAAAAGCAAAUCUUGCGCCGGACGUUUCGCGUCGUUCCGCGAGUCCAACGGUGAAGCUCGAGAAGAAACUCGACAAGGACUCGAAGCACAAUACGAGAUCGUCGGCGAAAUUGGAGAUCGACAGCAGGGAAAGUGAGGCGAGUGAAUCCAAGGAAGUGAAGGAAAAAGGGACGAAGGAAAAGGAAACAAAGGACAAGGAGGUGAAGGAAAAAGAAACAAAGGAAAAGGAAGUGAAAGAGACGAAGGAAAAAGAAAUAAAGGGCAAAGAAAUAAAGGAAAAGGAAGUGAAGGAGACAAAGGAAAAAGAAAUAAAGAGCAAAGAAAUAAAAGAAAAGGAAGUGAAGGAGACAAAGGAAAAAGAAAUAAAGGGCAAAGAAACAAAGGAUAAGGAAGCGAAGGAAAAAGAAGUAAAGGGCAAAGAAACAAAGGAAAAGGAAGGAAAGAGCAAAGAAGUAAAAGAAAAAGAAGCAAAGGGCAAAGAAGUAAAGGAAAAAGAAACAAAAAGCAAAGAAGUAAAGGAAAAAGAAGCGAAGAGCAAAGAAGUGAAAGAAAAGGAAACAACCGACAAAGAAAUUGAGGAUAAAAAUAAAAAAACUGACGACGAACACCAAGAAAGAAAAACACCGGAAACUAUCGAAAAAGAAACCAAAUGUUUAAUCACCGAAACAAAAGAUUCAUCCGAAAUUUUCGAAGUUCCAAGAAUUUCCACUCGUCGAACAAAAUUGAACGCGGAAUUAUCCGAAAGUCCCCUUGAACCAGAAGAAAAAAACAAAUCCUUCGACUCCGAAUCAACGAAAAAAAUAAAAUCACUCGAUCAAGAUCCUCAAUCCUCAAAAUCAUCAUCAAAAACCGGAGAACAAACCCGAUUUACUCGUUCCUGUGCCAUUCAAAUGCCCGCGCCUCCUCCAAAGAUUCAAAAAAUAAUAAUAAAACGAAGACCCGACACUCCACUACCAGGACCAAUGAAAGUUGGAAGACCAAGAAAAAGGCCGUUAAUUGUCGAGAACGUAGAGCCAACAAACGACGUUUUCCAAAUACCGAAUACAAUCCCAAAGAAAGCAAAACUCCCCCCAAAAUUUCCCACUCUCCCAAUAACAAAAACAGAAAAUCUAACCCGACGUCGACCCGAUACACCAAUGCCCGAGACUUUUAAACUAAAAAUCAAAAAAUCAAAAUGCGAAAUUAUUUCCUCUCGCUCAUUGUCGCCGUCCAAUCAGAAACAAUUGCGCCGAAAGUCAUCGAUAAGCGAGAACGAGACGAAUGGCAACGCAGAAUCGAGCGAUGAAUCCGAUAGACCGCAACGAACGGCAAAAGUUGUUGCAAUUUUAACACUCGAUUCCCAGGCGAAACCAAAUAAUCGUUCACCGCAACUUGAAGUAAAACUCAAUAAACUUGACGAGGGAAAAAACGGCGAUUAUUCCGAGGAGAAGAAACAAAAUCCAAUAAUUUCGCUAAAUCGUUGUGAAUCGACAAUUACAACUCGAGCGUCGACAAAAUUGGAUAAGAAAAAAAAUUCCCAGAAUAUAUUGACAGAUAUAGACAGUGAAGUUGAUAGUGAGACAACAACAACACCAUCGACCCGAAUAAUGAAGAAACGAAUAAAAAAACUAAAAAAUUCCUCCUCGGGAUCAAAAGUUAUAGACAUUCAAACGGUGGAUAUUGCCGACGAUGAAGAGGAAAAAAGUGAAGUCCCACUAAAACGAUCUCUUCGUUUUCAAGCUCCUCCUCAUGACAAGCUCAACAAUUCGGUGUAAAAAAAAAUGGGACACUCAUCAUAGUUUAAAUAAAAAAAUAGAGAAAUGUUUGGAAGCGAUAAACAGAUGAAUUUAUUUUCAAGGUGAUGACUAUUGUUGUAAUAUUUAAUAUAUUUUUUAAUAAUGAACGCGUCGGGUGUUCUUUUUCCCUUUUCUCUAAGUUACAGGAAAAAAAAUAAUACUAUUAAAGUUGAGUUUAUUGUUUUCUGAAUGAAUUUAAGUCUGUAAAUAAUUGCGAAAUUUUCGUUUUUGUACUAAGUACAAUUUGUAAUAUUUUUUAGCACUGUAUAAAAAAACAAAACCAGAAGCGUGCAAUUUUUUAACGCUUUGUAAAUGACGGACUAGGUUAAAAAAAACGAUUUAAGUUAUAAAAAUUUAAAGACUCAUGACUGCUGUAUUAUAGAAAUCGAAAGAGAGAGAGAAGAGAGAGAAUGGAAAUUUAAAUUCAUGUAUCACAGUUUUUUUGUUUCUAUUUAGAAAUAUCGAUAGUCCAAUAUAUUUGUGGUAGUUUAUUUUGCGAGCUCGUGAUAUAUAUAUAUAUUUUUUUUAUUAUAAUUUUUUUCUUGAGAGAAUUCUUGGGAGAAAUGAACAAAAAAAACGUAAAAAAAAAAAUUGCCUCGAUUUGUGCGCGCCUGUAUUUUGUAUGAUCGAAUGAGUCCUUGAAAAGGAAAUAAACGAAAUAUUCCUUGCUAUAUAAAAAAAAAA